AUGCUUGCUCAACACAUCCUCGUUGCGCUCGUCGCCACCGUCGCUGCCGUCCCCCUUAACAUCAACUUGGGAGCUUACUCGCCUGCCCUGGUAGUCGGUGAUGGUGAAAUCUCGCUGGGAUCAACAGAAUCAGCAUCAGAAUUGAUGGCUACAUUGGCUUCAGGAGCCGCCGCGAAGGCUGGAGGAGAGGGUGCAAAAGGUCAGCAAGAAAAGGUUCCCGCAGCUGGCGGCGAGCAACCUGCGGAACAACCAGCUGAAGGUGCAGCAGCCAAACGAUCCAACCUCCGUCGCGCUAUCAACGACAUCAUUGCCAAGCGUGCUCCCGUCGAUUCCAAGAUGGAAGCCGUUGAGGAGGCCAUGCAGUGGAUCAAGCGCGACCUUGCCGGCUUCAACGCUGCUCUCGGCUACGCCAAGGAGGCCCUCAAGGACCAGCCCAAGGUCGAGCUCGGUACCGAGAACGCCGGUGUUGGUAUCAUUGUCAACCCUGGUGUCAACGUCCCCGCUGGCUCUGCCGCUGCUGGUGGCUCGGGGAAGAAGGAGAAGCGCGAAGAAGUCGUCGAGGAGCAGGAUGCACCCAAGAUGACUCUUGUCGCCAUCACCGAAGUUUAA
Messenger RNA from Bipolaris maydis ATCC 48331, 609 nucleotides. RefSeq lists its product as uncharacterized. Lineage: Eukaryota; Fungi; Ascomycota; Dothideomycetes; Pleosporales; Pleosporaceae. The record is from RefSeq and is a predicted model, not a curated record.